AUGGCCAAUCUCACCAUGGUGACAGGAUUCCUCCUCAUGGGCUUUUCCAACAUCUGGGAGCUACAGGUCUUACAUGCAGUCUUCUUCUUGCUGACCUACCUAGUGGCUCUAAUGGGUAAUAUACUUAUUUUCACCCUCGUCUCUCUUGAUGGGAAACUCCAUACUCCCAUGUACUUCUUCCUAAAGAACCUGUCCUUUUUAGACCUCUGCCUUAUUUCCACCACAGUCCCCAAAUCAAUUGCUAACUCUCUAACUCGCACCUGCUACAUCUCUUUUUGGGGGUGUCUCUCACAACUCUUUUUAAUGGUGUUAUUUGUAGCAUCAGAGCUUUUUCUCCUCACAGUGAUGUCCUAUGACCGCUAUGUGGCCAUUUAUCAGCCCCUUCACUAUGAGCUCAUCAUGACUAGAGGGGCUUGUGUGAAGAUGGCAGCUGCUUCCUGGCUCACUGGAGGCUUGUUUGGGGCCCUGUACUCAACCAGUGUAUUCACUUUGCCCUUCUGUGGCUCCAAGGAGAUCCACCAGUUCUUCUGUGCUGUCCCUCCCUUGCUCAAGAUCUCCUGCUCUGAAACACACCUUGCACUUGAUGCCACUGUGGCUUUUGGGAUUGGUAUUUAUCCCACAGGAGACUCUCCUGCUAUCAUUGCUACUGCCACCACUGCCGAUGCUGCCAUCCGUGCCCCUUUGGCUUUGGACUUCUCAGAGUCGUCACCGUAUUGA
This is a messenger RNA of Vombatus ursinus (common wombat), 717 nucleotides long. RefSeq names its product olfactory receptor 14A2-like. Gene Ontology annotation, cellular component: membrane. The record is from RefSeq and is a predicted model, not a curated record. The transcript is spliced from 2 exons. Gene Ontology annotation, biological process: G protein-coupled receptor signaling pathway. Lineage: Eukaryota; Metazoa; Chordata; Mammalia; Diprotodontia; Vombatidae. Gene Ontology annotation, molecular function: G protein-coupled receptor activity; odorant binding; olfactory receptor activity. Bases 1 to 717 code for a protein of 238 amino acids.